Messenger RNA from Bubalus bubalis (water buffalo), 1417 nucleotides. It is a transcript of the gene FAM174A, whose product is annotated as family with sequence similarity 174 member A. The record is from RefSeq and is a predicted model, not a curated record. The transcript has 4 exons. NCBI's taxonomy places the organism in Eukaryota, Metazoa, Chordata, Mammalia, Artiodactyla, Bovidae. Bases 177 to 908 code for a protein of 243 amino acids.
UGUCGACGGCAGCAGCCGCGGCUGCCGCCUCCGCCACCUGCAGCAGGCCAGGUCUUCGCCCGGGCUUCCGUCAGCGUUUCUCCUCCGUCUCUUCAGUUAACACGCCCAUGGUCCCGCCUGGAGCCAGGGCGGCGGGCGCCGGAGCUCGUGCGCGGUGAGGGACCCGGCCGCGGACCAUGCAGCCGACGCUCUGCAGCUGCUGCCUCAGCCGCGCCCUGGCCUCGGCGCUCCUGCUGUCGCUGCUGCUGCCCGAGUUGAGCGGGCCCUCCGCGGGACGGCCGCCGGCAGCGCGGGCCGCGCCCGACCUCCAGCGUGCGGCGCGCGGUCCGCGCACCCGGCCCCCUCCGCCACCCGGGUCCUCCGCCGCCCGGCCCGCGGGCCGCGCUCCGGCCUUGGAAGCCGCGGGCGCGCGGGGAGCCGAGGGCGGCAAUGGCAGCACGCCCGGGGCGGGGCCGGCCGCCGACGACCCCGGCGGGAAGGCGGGGGCCGGGGGCCCGGCGGGCGGCGUCCUGGCCGUGAGCCCCGACCCCGGCGACAAGCCCAUGACCCAGCGGGCCCUGACCGUGCUGAUGGUGGUGAGCGGCGCGGUGCUGGUGUACUUCGUCGUCAGGACGGUCAGGAUGAGAAGAAGGAACCGAAAGACUAGGAGAUACGGGGUUUUGGACACUAACAUAGAAAACAUGGAAUUGACCCCUUUAGAGCAAGAUGAUGAGGAGGAUGAUAACACAUUGUUUGAUGCCAAUCAUCCUCGAAGAUUCAGAGUGUGCAUUCUUGGUGGAAAUAUUCCAUACAUCAUUCUGCAUCCUUUUCGGGACAUCCUUAUCUGCAGACACACAGUGUUCAUCUGUCCUUCAGUAGCAGUGAUAAGAAUGUGCCUUUUGAUAAGAAAACUUCAUCUUCUACAAUGAAGAGCAGAAUGUCUAUGUUUAAGGAAUAAAAAGCCACUUUAUCAAUUGGGGGGUAUUUAAGUUACAUAUAUUAUGAUAACCUUCAAUUUGUUGUUGCAAUAAAUGUGUAUCAUUUGUUAGUUUUUCUCUGUAUAGAAGUGCUCUUAAUGGGCUCAGAGUUGUUGGGAGUAAAUUGUACUAUAAGAGAUCUGAAAAUUACUUUAAAGCAGUGUGUUUUCUGAUCAAUUUAUCUUUCUUAUUUACCUUAUUAUUGUAAACUGCUUAUGUACUAAUCAGUUCAUUUUAUUUAUAUAUGUGUAUAUAUAUAUAAUUUAUUUUUUGGCUGGUUAAGGGUUGUUUUUUUUUUCCUGGAACUAUAAAUCCCAACAACCAACUGGUGUGUAACUUUAUCAAGAUGUAUUUCCCGUUUUUGUGGGGAAAAGAAGCCAAAUUUAUUAUCUUGAGUUUGAGUUUUUUAAAUAUAAAAGUGUCUGUGUUGUGUGUAAAACAAUAAAUACUAUUUAAAAUUC